Messenger RNA from Emiliania huxleyi CCMP1516, 399 nucleotides. RefSeq lists its product as hypothetical. The transcript is spliced from 2 exons. NCBI's taxonomy places the organism in Eukaryota, Haptophyta, Isochrysidales, Noelaerhabdaceae. The annotation marks the transcript as partial. The record is from RefSeq and is a predicted model, not a curated record.
GCGGACGGGAGGCUGCGGUGGGUGGGCUACCUCUCGACGACGAGCGUGUACGGCGACCACGACGGUGGGUGGCCCUCGCGGCGAACCUUCUCGGAGCCUUCUCCCACAGGCGCGCACCGUCUCGCCGCCGAGCGGGAGUGGCUGCACGUCGGCCAGCGAGCUGCCGCGCCGCCUCGCGCGUGCUGCUUCCGCCUGGCCGGCAUCUACGGCCCCGGACGCUCCGCACUCGAUACGGUGGCGCGAGCGGCGGCGGUGCGGGCCGACAAAGGCGCGGGCGAGGGCGCGGGGGAGGGGGGGGGGGAGGGUGGACCGCCGCCGCCGCCGCCUGUGCGGUACGUCUCCCGCAUCCAUGUCGAGGACAUCUGCGCCGCGCUGCUCGCGUCGAUGGUGCAGCCGGCA